Messenger RNA from Cynara cardunculus var. scolymus (artichoke), 1331 nucleotides. RefSeq names its product pectin acetylesterase 8-like. NCBI's taxonomy places the organism in Eukaryota, Viridiplantae, Streptophyta, Magnoliopsida, Asterales, Asteraceae. Gene Ontology annotation, cellular component: plant-type cell wall. The record is from RefSeq and is a predicted model, not a curated record. Bases 66 to 1295 code for a protein of 409 amino acids. Gene Ontology annotation, molecular function: pectin acetylesterase activity. Gene Ontology annotation, biological process: cell wall organization. The transcript is spliced from 12 exons.
ACCCUUUAUUUAAUUAUAACCCACUUGAAUUCAAGAAAUGCAACCUUUUCUGCUCUUAAAAGGGUAUGCAAGAUUGGGUCUUUUUGGCAAUAACCAGAAUGAUGACCAUCAUAAGACUAUGCCAAUGGCUGUGCUUAAUACUACUAAUGUUGUCGAAAACCGAAUGCUCGGAUGACGUUGAAAUGACCUUCAUUCAGAGCGCUGUCGUUAAAGGAGCUGUUUGCUUAGAUGGAAGCCCACCUGCGUACCAGUUUGAUAAAGGAUUCGGGGAAGGUGUUGAUAAAUGGUUAAUUCACAUUCAGGGAGGAGGAUGGUGUGAGUCGACAAAAAGUUGUCUUUUACGCGUGAACAUGAGCAACGGAGUGGGUUCGUCGACGCGUAUGACGAAGUUCAAUUUCACGGGAGUUUUUAGUAGCAAGAAAGAGUUCAAUCCAGGCUUCUAUAACUGGAAUAGAGUCAUAAUGAGGUACUGUGACGGAGCAUCUUUUACCGGGGAUGUCGAAAAAGUGGACCCCGCUACUAACCUUCAUUAUAGAGGUGCAAGAAUCUUUAAUGUUAUUCUGGAAGAACUGCUAGCAAAAGGACUAUAUAAAGCAUCCAGUGCUCUUCUAACUGGCUGUUCAUCUGGUGGGUUAGCUUCGAUAUUGCAUUGUGACAAGUUCCGAGCUAGGUUGCCAUCAACUAGUCAAGUAAAAUGUGUUCCAGAUGCGGGUUAUUUCGUUCAUGUGAAAGACAUUUCUGGAAAAUACCAUUUUGAGAAGUUCUUCACCAAGAUCGUUAAACUACAUAAAUCAGAGAUAAAUUUGCCUUCUUCAUGUACUUCAAAGAAUAAACCUGGCUUGUGUUUCUACCCACAAUUUAUUUUGCCAGAAAUCAAGACACCUGUGUUUGUCAUAAACUCGGCUUACGAUUCAUAUCAGGUACAAAACAUUUUGGCACCAAAGAAGGCCGAUCGCCAUGGUUCUUCGUCUGCAUGCAAACUGAAUAUCAGUAACUGCUCUCCUACCCAACUCAAAAGAUUGCAAGAUUUUAGGUCAGAUUUCAUAAAGACAUUGUGGUCAGGAUUGGGUAAAUCCUCAUUCAACUCCACAUCAAGAGGAAUGUUCAUCAAUUCUUGUUAUUCCCACUGCCAAACAGGGAAUCAGAUCACUUGGCUAGGAGAUACUGCUUCAAAAUUGGAUAACAAGGCUAUUGCUGAGGUGGUCAGUGACUGGUUUUAUGAAAGAAACACAACUCAAUUGAUCGAUCACCAGCACAAGUUGCCACAAGAGUGUGGAGUUCUUCCCAUUCGUUAGUUUUAGAAAUGGUUCAUCGAUGAAAUAUAAUGGUCU